Messenger RNA from Rana temporaria (common frog), 1814 nucleotides. RefSeq names its product arsenite methyltransferase-like. Gene Ontology annotation, molecular function: arsenite methyltransferase activity. Gene Ontology annotation, biological process: arsonoacetate metabolic process; toxin metabolic process. Lineage: Eukaryota; Metazoa; Chordata; Amphibia; Anura; Ranidae. The transcript is spliced from 11 exons. The record is from RefSeq and is a predicted model, not a curated record. Gene Ontology annotation, cellular component: cytosol. The coding region runs from base 254 to 1354 and encodes 366 amino acids.
UUAAAGUUCACUUAACCAGCACAACCAUCUGGCCUGAGAGUUACUAUUGCACAGGUGUAAGUUAUUUUUAAAGGGAAUUACACUUUUGUCACAAGUACACAAAUGCUCCAAGCCUGGAUACUGCAUUUUCUCAGGGUUUUGUGAAUGCUAGUAAAAGAACCAGUCCUCUUUUCUGGAAAAGUGAGAUUCUAAAUAGUCAUAUAAAGGACUUAUACAAAGUAGAGCAGCUGCCACAGUCAUUAACCAGUUGGAAAUGUCACAUUCCAGUACAUCAGAAUCUGAUGCCAGCUACCUGCAGACAUAUGAGGAUGUCAAGGACUAUUAUGGGAAGCAACUGACUGAUACAAAGGAUCUUAAAACCUCAGCCUGCGACGCUUCUUCCAGGCCUUUACCGGAACAUAUAAAAAGGGCAUUGAUUGAGAUUCAUGCAGACAUUUCUUCACGGUAUUAUGGAUGUGGCCUCACAGUUCCAGAGUGUCUGGAGAACUGCAGGAUCCUGGAUCUGGGCAGUGGGAGCGGGAGAGACUGUUUCAUGCUGAGUAAGCUAGUUGGACAGCAGGGAUAUGUCACUGGAUUGGACAUGACUGACGAGCAGUUGGAGCUAUCAAGGAAGUACAUUAAUUAUCAAAUGCAGAAGUUUGGAUAUGAACAGCCUAAUGUGGAAUUCGUCAAAGGUCACAUUGAAAACCUGAAAGCUGCAAAUUUGGAAGAUGAGACCUUUGACAUUGUAAUAUCGAACUGUGUGAUAAACCUUUCUCCUGAUAAGAAGGCUGUGCUAAAGGAAGCUUACCGUGUUCUAAAGUAUGGGGGAGAAAUUUACUUCAGUGACAUGUAUAUUGACAAAAAGCUUUCAGAGGAACUUGCAAGAAACACAAUGUUGUGGGGGGAGGGAAUUGGUGGAGCAUUGUUGUGGAAAGACCUCUAUCAAGUGGCUGAAGAGAUUGGAUUUAGUCCUCCUCGACUAGUCACCUCCAGGUACCUCACCAUUAACCAGGAGCUGAGAGAUAUUGUUGGUGACUAUAAGUUUGUCUCUGGUACCUACCGUCUCUUCAAACUGCCAAAGGAAAUUGUAAAGGAGCAGAACCUGGUGACGUACACAGGAGGAAUUACUGGCUAUGAAAAGAAAAUCCAGUUUGACGCAAACUAUACAUUCAUGGAAGGACAAGCUGUUGAAGUGGAUGAGGAGUUAUAUGGAAUUCUGAAAAAUUCUCGGUUUGGGAAUUAUUUUUCAUUUCAGCCUCUCGAUAGCGUACCUGAAUCUAAAAAGGGCCUAAUCCAAGAUCCGUUCCUGUUUGCAGAGCGUGGUCAGGCCAGGAAUUUAGGCAGCUGCUGUGAAUCGAAAUCGUGUUCCUGAAACUACGAUGUGCAGGAUCAUCGCUAAGGAACGCUUUUGUGAAGAAUGAAAAACGAUGGCGCAUAUAUUUCAAGCUCUACUGGGAAAAAGCAAUAUAAUUUUUCCAGACUUCGGUGAAAGUUAAUUUAAUUUUAAUUUACUUAAUUUACUUUAAUCUGCCCGUGGUUUUAAGAUCAUUUAUCAAAGAUCAAAGUUUAAGCCAUCAAAGUGAUUUCUCAAAGCAGCCUGUGAGAGUUAGGGGAAAAGAAUACACAUCAAUGUGUUACUUCAAUUUCUGGCUUAUUUAUUUGUUUGUUAAAGGCGCAUAAACAAAUUUGCAUAGCUUUUUGUCCAGUGGAACUUCUGAUUCAGUAUGAAUGAGGCAAUUCAGUAUGAAUGAGGCAAAACCAAUUGUUCUCCUUCUAUUUAUAUCAUACUAAAUAAAUCUAAAUAAAUAAACACUUCUUUCCUAUGAUUCUCA